CCCAGGCAAUACUGCAGCUCAUGAGCUUUCCGACAGGGGCUACACUGAGUGUGCGUGGCCGGGAGCGUCCUAACGUAGCCAUUUAAAGUUAAAGGGAUGUGAUUGGUGGGAGUGAGAGCAAGCACGGCCAGCACGGAGAGGGAGCUUUGUAAAUAUAGACCAGCCAGGGCUUAUCCACAUCGACGAGAUUGAUUCAUGUGGAAUUUUCUCCUCCUCGCAAAGAAAAUUGGGACAACAGGAUGACCAGAGAAAGACCCAAGAGGAAUAUAAUUCACAAAAGAUUAGACUACGAUGAUGGAAUUCCGUGGUCAGAGGAGAGAGUUGUCCGAAAGGUCCUCUAUUUAUCAUUGAAGGAAUUUAAGAACUCUCAGAAGCGGCAAUAUGGUGAUAUCAAUGGAAGCAGUGAUAAGAUACAUGGGAAAGAUCUGAAUGGUUCUCUCAGCAAUGGUUCUUCAAAUGGAUCGAUACUGUCACCUGAGGUGGCAGUUGAAAAUGCAAAAGAGGAUAGGUUACACACUUCUCGGAAGGGAGAUGGAAAUGAUGCAAGCUCAUCGGAAAAUGAAGAUGGGCCAGUGAGAAAGAGGCCGAGACUGCAAGCACAAAGGAAAUUUGCCCAGUCACAGCCCAACUCCCCCAGCACAACCCCAGUCAAGAUGGUGGAUCCAGUCUUGCCACCACCUGCAACGCAGAUUAUUGAUCUUUCAAAACGAAAGCCCAAAACAGAAGAUUUCUUAACUUUUCUUUGCCUUAGAGGCUCUCCUGCCCUGCCGAACAACAUGAUGUAUUUUGGAAGUUCGCAGGAUGACAUUGAUGAAGUAGAAGAGGAUGAUGAGUGCGAAGAUGUCAAAACACUUCCAAACAAUGCUUCAUCUUCAUGCCAUUCAACACCGAGGAAAGGAAAACCACAGGGUAAACAAGUCCUCAAUGGUCAUGUUUUGAAUGGUUCUAGCAAGCUUAUGAGAGAGAAAGAAUCUAUCCAGAAACACAAAGAAAAAGAGGUCACGCCAGGGAAGGAGAAGAACAGUGAGCAAAAGGUUGAGUGCAAGAAGGAGCUGUGUUCAACAGGGACUGCUGCUAAUUCUUCACAAAUGCGCAGCUCAACAAAAGGCUCUGCUGCUAAUGGCUCAGCUGUUAUGAAACCAUCUCAGGAGCACCGAACACCACAGGUUUCAAAGGGGUUGAAUGGUAUUGCCCAAACCCCAUCGUUAGGCGCAACUGCAUCUAGUGCCAAAAAGACUAGGGAGGUCAGACCAUCACCGGCCAAACCUGUGAAGUACACUGCAACGGUGACAAAAGGAAAUGUUACAUACACCAAAGCCAAGAAAGAACCGGUUAAGGAAACCAAACUGAACCAUGUCAAUUCCAGUGUAGCUGUUAACCAUACAAUCUCAGGGAAAACCGAAAGCAGCAAUGCAAAAUCAAGAAAACAGGUGCUAUCCAAUGGAACAUCCCAUUCAAACUCAAAUGGUGCUGCCCUUAGUUGUGUUAAAUUAAAUGGAAAGAUGAAUGGGAAAACAUCUGCUAAAGUUGAAGUCAGAGAAUUUAAAGAAGGACUGCGGACCUCCAAGAGGAGGCAUGAGGAGGUCAACCAUAUAGUGAAACCACAGUCACCUUCAAAAAGAGUGAAAGCUAACACAUGUACAGCAGGAGCUAAAGAUAAUAAAGCAAAUACAAAAGAAAAAUCCCUACCUAAUGGACGAAUAAAGUAUGAAACACCAGUAAAAAACAGUGAAAGACAGAGGCUUAGGAAGGCAUCCUUAGGUAAGAACACCCCAAGCAAACAAGCACAGAGCAAAUUGGAAAGUGCCUCCAGUGAAAAUAGUUCUACCUCAGCUACAGAGUCCUUGCACAAGCCACAAGACUCUUCAGUAAAACAGGAGAAAGGCACCAAGGUUGGCAUGGCACUGGUUGGAGAAAUUCCUGUUCUCAGGCCUACACAGAAGGAGUUUCAUGACCCAUUAGUUUAUGUGGAAUCUGUCCGAACUCAGACGGAGAAGUAUGGCAUGUGCCGGGUGAUCCCUCCCUCUGACUGGAGACCCGAGUGCAAAUUGAAUGAUGAAAUGCGGUUUGUGACUCAGAUUCAGCAUGUGCAUAAACUGGGUAGACGCUGGGGACCCAAUGUACAACGACUAGCUUGUAUCAAGAAACACCUUAGAUCUCAGGGCAUUACUAUAGAUGAGCCCCCACUCAUAGGAGGAUGUGAGCUGGACUUGGCCCGGUUUUAUCAGCUGAUCAAUGACAUGGGCGGCAUGCAACAAGUGACUGACCUCAAAAAGUGGAAUAAGUUAGCAGACAUGCUGCGAAUUCCUAAAACUGCACAGGACAGGCUGGCCAAGUUGCAAGAGGCCUACUGUCAGUUCCUACUCUCCUAUGACUCCCUUUCCCAGGAAGAGCACAAGAAGCUGGAGAAAGAGGUAUUGAUGGAAAAAGAGAACCUGGAGAAGAGGAAAGGGCCCUUGGAAGCACAUUCGGACAGCACGUACAAGUCUCAGUCACUGCCCAGGUUUGAGCCAAAAAAUGGGCUGGUAAAUGGUGUGGUGCAUAAAAAUGGCUUCCGGAAUAAGCUUAAAGAAAUAGACACUGAAUUGAAAACAGGCAGGCGGCGAUUGUUUGCUCAGGAAAAGAAGGAGAGUGAAGAUGACGAAGUUCUCAGUGAUUUGUACAAGUGUAUAUAUAAGGGACGAUCUGUGUCACUGACAACAUUUUAUCGGACGGCUAGAAACAUGAUGAAUAUGUGCUUUAGUAAGGAACCAACAGCAGCUGAAGUGGAGCAAGAAUACUGGAGGGCUGUGGAGCAGAAAGACUCCCACGUAGCAGUGCAUUCUGGAAAAGUAGACACAAAAGCACACGGGAGUGGGUUCCCUGUUGGGAAAUCAGAACCUUUUUCAAGGCAUGGAUGGAACCUUACAGUCCUUCCUAAUAAUUCAGGGUCCAUCCUGCGACACUUUGGUGCUUUGUCAGGAGUGACGAUUCCUUGGCUAAAUAUUGGCAUGGUUUUCACUACCUCAUGCUGGUCACGAGACCAAAACCACCUUCCAUACAUUGACUACUUACACACUGGUGCUGAUUGCAUUUGGUAUUGUAUUCCUGCUGAGGAGAAGAGCAAACUUGAUGAAGUGGUGCAUACCCUGCUGCAAGCUAAUGGCACAUCAGGGCUGGACAUGCUUGAAAGUAAUAUAAUGAUCUCUCCAGAGGUCCUGUGUAAGGAGGGGAUCAAAGUAUGUCGUACUGUACAGCAGAGUGGCCAAUUUAUUGUAUGUUCUCCAGGAGCCUUCGUCUCCAAAGUGUGCUGUGGCUACAGUGUUUCAGAAGCUGUACAUUUUGCAACUACCGAAUGGUUAAAUAUGGGCUAUGAAGCUGCUAAGGACCUGAAACGGCGGUACAUUGCUAAUGCAUUUUCCAUGGAAAAACUACUUUACCUUAUUGCAACAGCAGAAUCGAAACGAGAAAGUGGGUCAACACUAAGCCACGUUUCUUCACUUUUGAAAGAACUCAGGGAUACAGAGUCGAGGCAGCGGCAGCAGCUGCUUGACGCAGGUUUGCAUUCGUCAGCUCGCUAUGGUAGCCAUGACAGCCACCUCUCCAUGAUGGAUAUGAAGAAAAAACCAAGGAAAUGGUCAGCCUCAGAAACAUCAGAGAGGAGAUGCCAAAUCUGCCAGCAGUUGUGUUACCUAUCCAUGGUGGUACAAGAAAAUGAGAAUGUUGUCUUCUGUCUCGAGUGUGCUCUUCGCCAUGUAGAAAAGCAGAAAUCUUGUCGGGGAUUGAAGAUGAUGUAUCGCUAUGAUGAGGAUCAAAUAAACAAUUUAGUCAAUCAAAUGUGUGGAAAAGCAGCAGCUAAUAGCAGCAACAACAAUACAAGUACCAGCAAGCCUGCACUGAAAAGAGGGCCUCGGAAACGAGCAACCAUUGAUGUGCCAGCAACUAGACUUUCAUCCUUGUCCAGAAGUGCUACAAGUUCCCCAUGAAGUUGCCAAGUCUUGUACUCAGUUGUUCUUUUUGUACUAUAAUUUGUGAGUACUUGCUAGAAGAAUGCAAGCUGUCUUUGCACUAGCUCUAAAGAUGACUUUUUUUUUAGGAAAAAAAAUUUGUUUUAGCAUUAAAAUGUUGGCUUAUUUUUAGGAACACCAGAACCACUGCAGUUGGCAGUAUUCCUUGGAAUGCAGUAGUGGUGUUUUCAUUCACUGUUUUAAAACCAAGUCAAAGGGCUGAACCGUAAUCCAAGUUUGCAUUUGCCCUUUUGGCUGAAGCAAACCUCUUUAAGUUUGAUUUUUUUUUUCUGUUACUGUGAACAGGUGGGAUGUUUUAAACCCGUUUGAACUAGGUUGAAGUUAAGUGCUGUAUGUUUUAUCUUGCAAUUUCAGUCAUGCGAGCAGCUUUUUGGAGGAAAGGGGAGGUAAAACUUGAAAGAAACUGCUUCAGUUUGGCUAAAUUUUAUGUUUUGGUUAAGUGUAAGCUGAAAAGUUUGCUUUUCUAUUUAGAAAAUUGUUCUAUUGUUUUUAGAGUCAUGGCAGCUGAUACUUGAUCUGGUUUACAAAGUAUAAAAAUGGUAAUUUUGAAAGUAAAGUAAAGGUGAUAUUUUUCUCCUUACCAGCACAUCACUAUGCAUCUGUAAUAAUAAGGCUGCCUGGCUGGAGGAAAUUGUGCCUGACUUUCAUUAGCAAAUCAUAAAGUUUUUGGUGCUGUCAAUCAUUUUAUCAGAGAACCCUACAAUGGUGUCCUUUAUCCAGUUCUUGAAGCAGGGCUCCCUGUUUCGCCUUUGUAGAUGUGCAAUCUUUGUGACAUUCCAUUUUAAUUCCACUUUCAUCUGUGUUCCUUCUACAUUCUUCCUUUUUUGAAUCAGCAUUAAUAUUCAGUUCAUUGAUGAGAUGGUCACAAUGGAGAGCCACUAGAGGACGUGCAUAUUUCUUUGUGAAAUGUGAAAAUGCAUCUCCUUCAUUUCUAUGUGUUAUACUUUCCAUAUUUGUAAAAAAAAUAAAGAUUAAAGAAGAAAAAAGAAAACAAAAAUAAAGUUUGUAUAUAUGCCUGUAAAUUGUUUUAAAUACUUGAGCCUUUUGUGGGGG
Chiloscyllium plagiosum (whitespotted bambooshark) is the source of this 5060-nucleotide messenger RNA. It is a transcript of the gene jarid2b, whose product is annotated as jumonji and AT-rich interaction domain containing 2b. Gene Ontology annotation, biological process: regulation of gene expression; chromatin remodeling. Lineage: Eukaryota; Metazoa; Chordata; Chondrichthyes; Orectolobiformes; Hemiscylliidae. Gene Ontology annotation, cellular component: chromatin; nucleus. The record is from RefSeq and is a predicted model, not a curated record. Gene Ontology annotation, molecular function: DNA binding.